Molecule: messenger RNA, 1137 nt
Organism: Tetrahymena thermophila SB210
Lineage: Eukaryota; Ciliophora; Oligohymenophorea; Hymenostomatida; Tetrahymenidae
Product: transmembrane protein, putative
Exons: 1
Source: RefSeq, a predicted model, not a curated record
AUGGAUCAAACUGAACUAUAUUCAUAAAACAUAGAAUAGCCAAAUAGUAUUAAUUAAACAGAAGAAAGACCAGAUUCUCUCUAUUUUGAGCAGAGAGAACAUGCUAAUUCUUAAUAUGGAGCAAAUAAUAAUGCGAUUUUUGGUAGUUCGAUCAAAAAGAUUUCUUCAAACAUCCUCCUUGAUUCCGAACUUGCAAAGAAUUUUACUGAAGAUUUUAAAAAUCUUUACAAAGAAGCUUGUCGCUAAACAGAUAACUACACAAUAAGGGACGAAAGACUUUAGGAGAGAAUAAGUAUUUAAGGGAGAGUAGCUCGUUUUAGUUUAUACAUUAAGGCAAUUUUUAUGUCGUUUUUACCAAUCUUAAUCACUGGAUUUGAGACUUUCAGCACAGUUAAAUACAUUACCAGCUGCAGCAAAAGUGGAGUAGAGUAGCCAUUAUCUGUUUGUGUGAGUUGCAACGGAAACAGUUAUACUUACAAUAUAUCACUGACUUAUAACAUAUUACUAUAUAUUUUUUGGAUUAUUGUAGUAGUUGCUUACUACUUUUUCUUCUUUUGCAUGAAAAAAGAAUCAAACUUGAUCAUGGGUAUGUUUUCUUUCUAGAUCAAAGUAAUUGGAAACACUUUAAGUGCUUUGAAAUAUCACUGGAUAGGAUUUUCAUUAUACACUUUUUUGCUUUGUCUGGCAGUUGUCCUAAAUAAAAUAGUUAGACUUUAUGCCGACUAAGAUAAUCAAACAGUAAACUGUAUUAAUAAUACAUCUGUGACUCUAAAUCUAACAGGAGAUAACUACACUACUGCUCAAUAUGUCACUUCUUUAAUCUUAACAAUUCUAUUUUCUAUUGAGUCCUAUAAAAUGCUGAUUAAAUUGGCAGUAGAACCAUCAUAUUGUUACUUAAACUCCUAAAAAGUUUUCCACACAGGUUACAGCACUGACACCGCUUAUAUAAUGCAAUAAAUUUCCAAGAUAACAAAAGAAUUGGAAUAUUCAAAGUUUGCAUAAGUGCUAUUAGAAACUUCAAAAGAAGCUAAAGUAAAUUUCAAGCUUCCUUUCACUAAUGAGUAUGUUAGAGAAGCAAUACUUCUCGUUACUGUAUUAAAAGUUAAUAGGGAUAAACUCUAUCUCCAGGGUAGCUGA